GUGUGUGUGUGUGUGUGUGUGUGUGUGUGUGUGUGUGUGUUUGCAGAACGCGUUGUCUCGUCUGCCGAUAAUGUCGGCAAAGCGUCCGGCAACGGCAGCUUCCAGCGGCAGCAGCAUGGAGAGCACGGGCCGACCAGCCCAGGCAGGAAGAGUUAUGAGCGGUAAAGAGAACGCGUUGUCUCGUCUGCCGAUAAUGUCGGCAAAGCGUCCGGCAGCUUCCAGCGGCAGCAGCAUGGAGAGCACGGGCCGACCAGCCCAGGCAGGAAGAGUUAUGAGCGGUAAAGAGAACGCGUUGUCUCGUCUGCCGAUAAUGUCGGCAAAGCGUCCGGCAACGGCAGCUUCCAGCGGCAGCAGCAUGGAGAGCACGGGCCGACCAGCCCAGGCAGGAAGAGUUAUGAGCGGUAAAGAGAACGCGUUGUCUCGUCUGCCGAUAAUGUCGGCAAAGCGUCCGGCAACGGCAGCUUCCAGCGGCAGCAGCAUGGAGAGCACGGGCCGACCAGCCCAGGCAGGAAGAGUUAUGAGCGGUAAAGAGAACGCGUUGUCUCGUCUGCCGAUAAUGUCGGCAAAGCGUCCGGCAGCUUCCAGCGGCAGCAGCAUGGAGAGCACGGGCCGACCAGCCCAGGCAGGAAGAGUUAUGAGCGGUAAAGAGAACGCGUUGUCUCGUCUGCCGAUAAUGUCGGCAAAGCGUCCGGCAACGGCAGCUUCCAGCGGCAGCAGCAUGGAGAGCACGGGCCGACCAGCCCAGGCAGGAAGAGUUAUGAGCGGUAAAGAGGUGAGUUCCAUCACAACAUCAACACACCCAUCCACGUUGCUGGUUUCUGGUUCACAUCAUUUCAGUUAGCAUCAGAGCUGCAUUCUGGUCUUCAAAUAUUGAAAAGUUAUGCCUUCCUUUUAAUUUGCAUUAUCGAUGAGUAGUUUUAAUUGUUUGUUUAUAUGCCUACCAUAUUUGUAUCUCAUUGAAAGGUUUGGUUACGCACUUAUUCAAGAUUUGCAUGGUAUUGUUAGCUGUUUGAAUCCUUUCUUGACUCAAACAAGCGAAAAUAAAAGCGGUCUGAAGAAGAGGAUAGGUUGUCAAGAUAAUUUUUAUUAAGAAGUUCUUUCAAUUACUCAAUGUUUUCCUAAGAUAGUGAUGAAGAGAAACUUAUUGUCGGCCAGCAAAAUAUUUGAUUUGAUAUUAGAGCAUGAUCAUGGGAAAGUUACCAAGGAUACAUUCAGGGAGACAAUGGGUGAACGAUAUUCUUAUAGGGAAACGUUUGCAUUGUGGGUAGUGAAUACACAGGUAACAAAGAUAAGUGGGAGUGACCAUUGUGGAGAGUUUAGGAUUGACGGGAGAGGCCAAGUUAAACUGCAAUACACUAUGGGGGAAGUGGACCCGUCGGCAAGGCGGCAAGACCAUUAAAGGAAUCUACACAACAGUCAGUCGAUUGGCCUGGCCUCAGUAUCACACUUAGUGGCUGCACUGGGAGUGCAAAUGUGAAUGAUCUUAACCUCUCUCAGUUAGAGGGGAAUGGAGGUAUCUUAAGUUCCAGGGAGAAUCUAAACGACAAACAAGGUUACUGUAAUGUUUAUAAUUGUGUAUUAUAGUCAUGAUUAAUAUUUCCACCACAGAUGGGUUCUUUUGAGUCUGGCCGUCAACAUUUCCCUCGAAGCGCCGUUCAUUUUGAAAGGCUACUGUGUUUCA
Molecule: messenger RNA, 1681 nt
Organism: Gadus morhua (Atlantic cod)
Lineage: Eukaryota; Metazoa; Chordata; Actinopteri; Gadiformes; Gadidae
Exons: 12
Coding region: 71-841 (256 amino acids)
Source: RefSeq, a predicted model, not a curated record